UUUUGGUCAUCAAAUAGAUAAGUAUGCUUAAUUCUGAAACUAAGUCAAAACUACCUAUAUACCAAGGCACGGCUAGAUGCCUUGCUGUUAAGAAAAUUGAAAAUAAGCACAACCUAACGGGCCCUAUUUUAAGAGAACUACGUACAUACGUACAGCAUUUCCAACCUUUUUAUAAAAAUAGAAAUGCGAGUUAGAUGAAAUGCAUCAAAAAUGGUACAAAUAUGUACAUAUGUAUACACGAUGAAGUGAAAGGCUGAGGGUCAUUGCAUAGUCAGCAACUAACGAGAAUAAUUCAUUCCCAAGAAAGAUAUUCAAAUCAGCUAAUAAUGGAGCCUGUUUCAUCAUCGGACACCUUAAAACUUGAGAAAGGUGAAGAAAAUGAUGAGUACAAAGACAAAAAGAUCUCUAGUAUGGAGCCAACAUACGCCUGCAAAGUCGGAUGCACAGUUGUCACUCACGGGAAAGGACCUCCAAUAAACGAAUUUAAGGGUGAUGUUACCCUCAACUUUUUUUUCAAGGAGCGAUCUCCCUCCCCAUCAAAGAACUCUCCUAGAAAAGGCCGUCAUGUCAACAAGUACACUGUCAGAGUUCAAUUAAAGGACGACAAUGAGAGAAACAACUCGCAUGUCGAAACGAUCCUCGACUCUGAAAAAUCCGGAACACAUCCAAGAAUUGAAAAUAGCGGCGUUGGAAGCAUUCUGUUCCAAGCAGUAACCACAACCGACAGCAUUUAUUAUUUUGUGUAUAAAACCGAUGCUCUGAGAGAAGCAGCUACUUCUAAUUGGCGUAAAGCGUGUGCAUGUAUAAAAGGCACUUUAGAAUAAAUUGAAAACAAAUUGAAUGGGUAAUUUUUCUAGUAUAUUAAUUUUGUAGUACACAUGUAUAUUUUGGAAGUAAUUCAAUGUCGACGUCAUCAUUCCAAUGCUAUUAGUAAUAAGAGUGAUGACAUCGAGGGUUGUAUAGCAAACAAACGUACGAGUAUUAAAAUAUUAUGAAUUUGUAAAAGAAGUGUGCAUUAUAGUUUAAAUGAAAGUGUCCUCAUUUGUGUAAAAUGAUUACAUAAAUAAAUAAAUCUCAACUUGGCUUGAAGUGUAAAAAACUUCUUGUAUUUUCA
Folsomia candida is the source of this 1114-nucleotide messenger RNA. RefSeq lists its product as uncharacterized. The transcript has 2 exons. NCBI's taxonomy places the organism in Eukaryota, Metazoa, Arthropoda, Collembola, Entomobryomorpha, Isotomidae. The record is from RefSeq and is a predicted model, not a curated record. The coding region runs from base 327 to 824 and encodes 165 amino acids.